AUGCAGCCCGCAUCGUCACGGAAUCGACAACUCGGACCAAAUGAUGAUCCCCUCUUGCACUACGGAAAGUCAAUGAAGCCAGGUCUCUUUUUCUCAGUCCUGCAGACGCCUUCACACUGUCGCAGCAUGGCGGUAUUUUGUGCCCAAGAUGUAUUCACACCAUAG
This is a messenger RNA of Protopolystoma xenopodis, 165 nucleotides long. The record is from the annotation of a GenBank genome assembly. NCBI's taxonomy places the organism in Eukaryota, Metazoa, Platyhelminthes, Monogenea, Polystomatidea, Polystomatidae.